AUGGCAGAGCAGUUAAAUGAUGAGUAUGUCAGUGUCGGAUCGCUAGAUCUUAUUCGUGGCAGGAGAGCGAUUAAAGUUACUGUAAAUAACCGAAAUUUAGCAAUCUUUAAUUGCCGUGGUAUACUCUAUGCCAUGGAUCAGCAAUGCUAUCACACUGGAGGGCCACUGGACAUGGGCGAUAUCGAGGAAAUUGGUGGUCGUGUAUGUAUUCGUUGCCCAUGGCAUCGUUACGUGGUAGCUCUGGAUAAUGGUGAAGGUUUAUUUGUUAAUGAAGGGAAGAUAAAGUCAAAAGGCUUGAAACAACGUGUUCAUGCAGUCAAAGUUGAGGAAAAUUCCAUUUGGGUUAAGUUAUCUCAAUUUCCAGAAGAAGUUCCCUCUGAUUAUUACCAAUCCGAAAAAUAUCGAGCAAUUAUGGCAUCAGCGGGUGUAUCUAUUCAAGUACCAACUCUCAAGAAAAAUUAA
Molecule: messenger RNA, 462 nt
Organism: Trichoplax adhaerens
Lineage: Eukaryota; Metazoa; Placozoa; Uniplacotomia; Trichoplacea; Trichoplacidae
Exons: 3
Coding region: 1-462 (153 amino acids)
Molecular function (GO): 2 iron, 2 sulfur cluster binding
Source: RefSeq, a predicted model, not a curated record